This is a messenger RNA of Morus notabilis, 2408 nucleotides long. Its product is annotated as protein Spindly-A. The transcript is spliced from 3 exons. The annotation marks the transcript as partial. The record is from RefSeq and is a predicted model, not a curated record. NCBI's taxonomy places the organism in Eukaryota, Viridiplantae, Streptophyta, Magnoliopsida, Rosales, Moraceae.
AAUGCCGAGAGAGAGGUCGCGGAGUUGAAGAGAAUAAGGCGUGAAGAUGCCAAAGCGAAUGAGAAGGUUGUGAGCAUCUUUGCAGCACAGGAACAAAGCUGGUUGAUUGAAAGGAAGAAACUUAGGCAGCAUAUAGGAGCCCUUAUGAGUGAGUUGAGGGCUCAAGAGAGAAGAAAGGACCAAGUAGUUUCCGAAAUGAGCAAUAAAAUGAAGGAGAUGGAGCUUUUGGUACAAGAAAGGGAGAAGGCUUUGGAGGAAGAAGGUGAGAAGAGGAAAGAACUAGAAGAAAAACUAAAAGAGGCUGAGAAUGCUGCAGAAGAAUUGAGGGAAAAGGCGAAGCGCGAAUCUCAAGAGCACUCGUCUGAUCUUCGGAAGCACAAAACUGCCUUCAUUGAGCUUGUGUCGAACCAACGACAUCUUGAGGCUGAUAUGAGUAGAGCACUGAGGCAAGUUGAAGCCAAAAAGUGGGAGCUUGAAUCUGUUUUGAAGCAGAAGGAAGAAUCUGUUGUGAUGGUCCAAAAGCUAACGGCGGAGAUUGUGAAGAUGCACGAGGAUUUGGAGCAGAAAGACAAGAUUUUAUCAGCAACACUGAGGAAAUCCAAGUUGGACACAACAGAGAAGCAAAUGCUUUUGAAGGAGGUUAAGUUAUCAAAGGCUAAGAGGAAGCAAGCUGAGCUAGAAACCGAAAGGUGGAAGGCGGUGUCUGAGUCUAGGCAGGAGAGGCAUUCACUGAGAAAUAUGUUGGCAAAACAAGCCAACUCUAGAUUGGAGAUUGUUUCAGCUGAAAAAGACUUGCAUUCCACACAAACAGGCCCAUCUCUUUCACAUGCUGGCCUUACGAAAUCACAUCCAAGAACUGCUCUUCUUGGAUAUGAGCAUCACCCUGAGUUCGAAAAUGAUCCUGAAGUUUUUUCUUCCCCUUUUGACAUCUACUCGCUUCGUGCAAACGAGGACAUAGCUGAUGUUAAACAGGUUGAGAAUUGGGUUUGCUCGGAGGCAGAGAGGUAUGCAGCCGUGAUUGAACAGAGGCAUCACCUAGAAAUAGAUGCUUUUGUGGAACAAUUGAGGCUAAAAGACGAGAAAUUAGAAGCGUUCCGUUGGCGGUUGCUAAGCAUGGAACUCGAAUCAAAACGACUGCAGUCCCAUGUUGAGGGACUGAACAAAGAACUCCUACAGCUCAGGCACAAAAACAUGAAAAUGGAGGCACUAUUGUUGGAGAGGGAAGCAGAGUUAACUGCAUUGAAAGAGCAGUUCGCGUCGCAUUUAAGGUCUAUAAGCUCCCAAAAGAGCAACUUGAAUGCUAGUGAUUCAGCAGUGACACAAGAUUCCAUUUGGGCACAAGUCAAGGUCAUCAAGAGGCAGCCAGGAGAGGAAGAGCAAGAAACAAAGACAAUCUCGGUCGAAAUGUCUCAAGACGAAGACGGUAACAAGAGAGAUGAGGAACUCCCAUCCAUUGACCAGGCCAGAGGCAGAGAUGUAACCUUGACAGUACAAUCUCCGGACAAAGAUUUUGAUGAGCAGAAAGACGACCCUUCCGAAGAGGGAAGGUCAAGUCCAUUGGAGUUAGAUGUAACCGAAAAGUUAUCAUCGUCAUCGUCAUCAACAUUAUCAUCACCUUGUCCUACACAACAACACUUGAUUAAGGCGAAUAGUUCACAAUGGCGGAUGGAUCUUCAUGCUCUCGGAGUCUCCUACAAGCUCAAGAGGCUCAAGCAACAGCUCAUUAUGCUUGAAAGGUUGAGAGGAAAGCAAGAAAGUGGUGAAGAUAAAAAGGAAAGAAAUGAUGAUGGAGAAGAAAGAGAAAGUGGUGUAAAAGACUUUUUAUCUUUAAUGUCCUUACUGAAUAAACAAAUUGGCAGGUACCAAUCUCUCCAGGGGAAGGUUGAUGAUCUUUGCAUACGGAUGCACGAGAGUGAUCUAAAACUAUGUCGUGGAGAUUCGAGCACGGCGAGAACAAAAGAGAAGACCAAAACACUGGAGCAGUUCCUUGAGGAGACAUUUCAGCUGCAGAGAUAUAUAGUUGCAACAGGACAGAAAAUGAUAGAAAUCCAAUCCAAGAUCACUUCUGGUCUUGUUGGGGUUGGGGAGGAGAUCGACAAGUCGACUGGAUUCGACAUGAACCGCUUUUCGGAGAGUGUUAGAACUCUCUUCCAUGACGUUCAGAGAGGUAUAGAAGUUAGAAUAGCACGAGUUAUUGGAGAUCUUGGGGGGACAUUGGCUUGUGAAGGCAUGAUACGCUUAAAGAGGUAGUGAAUAAAUAAAUAAAUAAAUAAGCGCCCAUUGUAAUGGUGUUUUGUGAUCAUAGUUUCUUUGUUGACUGAUUUUAUCUACUUAAAAUUUGUAUAGGCAAAACUGUACACAUAAUCCUAACGCAGUAUAUUCUUUUUCUUUCCUGCUGCCACAUGAUU